AUGUCUUCCCCUUCGCGACAGGUUAUAGACCCUUUAAUCUACACAUAUCCCGAAAAUGAGGAAACAGGGAAGGGCAAACCAUCGGCAGCAUCAACAGCUUUGCCUCCUGCUUCGAAGAUUCUAAAUGCAUCCUCCUCGGCGCAACAGAACACCGCAAUCACAGGCUGGACGCCUCUUAUAACUAGAACAUUGUCUAAUGAAGUCGUUUCUUACAACUCAACACCAAGUUCCAAAAUGUUUCCCGGUAUAUCAAAGUCCUCAGCUGCAUUGGCUAAUGGAGGAGGCAGUACCGUCAUCAAUUCCGAGUAUGACUAUCCGAGUUUGAACUUAACCCCAUUCUUGACUCAUAACUUGAAUCUUUUAAACAAUCCGAACAGUGCUGGCAACUUGUCGAACAACAUCAACUUCACCCCAUUCUACGAUAAAUCUCUCCACUUGAAUGACUUUUUCAUGGAUUCUCCGAUAAGACAGACCCCGCUGAAGGUAGAAACUAUUACGCCUUCGAAGUUUCUCAUAUCUACCGAUCCGAAAUCUUCAACAAAGAACAUCAAGGCUAAACUUCAAGCAGAGCAAACACAUAAACGAUCAAUAACACUGCUUGAAACUCCUGCUAGGCAGCCAUUCAAAAAGUACAAUAUGAGCUUCAAGCAGGAGGAUGCUGAGUUUGAUGGCGACGAAGAGUAUGAGAAUAGAAAUGCUAAAAAGUAUGACGACGAAGGAUUUGUAACACCUUCAAAAAAGAACAUUUUGCAUGACAUAUCUGCGAGUAUGAUAAACAAAACUCCAUUGAAAUCAACCCCAUUGAAUAAUAACAAAGGUCCUUAUCAAACUCCAGGAAAAGUCCCUAACUCAUCUCCUUCUACUGUCAUCAUGUCAAGUGCUACAAAGUCUCCCGAGCAAGAGGGGAAAGAUCGCCUUGUACCCAUGAGUCCCACCCCAAACAAAGACAAAAUUGAAGUCACUGAACCGGUGAUGGGUAUCUUCUCUGAACGAAAAGGCGCUGUUAAGGCUCUGGAUUUGAAACCCUCAAACAAGAAGUCACAGAAGAAACCGAAUGGAAUGAAUAGAUUUCAGAUUGUAUUCACAGAUGUGCAUACGCUUAUGAACACGAAGAAGAAAAAGAGUGCUGGCAAUACUUUGAAACCAGAUAAAGCUGACAAGAAGCUGGAUAAGAAAAAGGUACCAACUAAGGCUGAAAAUAUGAAAAAUUAUUCACCUGGUCCACAGUAUUCCAAAGUGGCUUUAUCGGACUCAAGAGCGCAGCAAAAUCUUUCAUCUUUUCAUCAUACGUCCUCAAAUCUUUCAGCAUCUCAAGACUUCAACUCCACCAUGAAUACUUCCAAGGAGUUCAGCAUCAUUGCGAACAACUCAACUGUCAACACAACAGCUAAUAAUCUUAACUCUUCAUCGGACCAGCACUCGUUUGAUCUUAUGCAUGGCGGAAUGAUUUCAACUCCUAACGGGAAAUUUUUGUUGGAAAACCUGUUUGAUGAGCAGUCGCCUCAAAUUAUGCGCCAUUGUACACUUGGUAACAUGUACCUGAAGUCUAAUGAUGCGCAGAAUCAGAUGCUUCCCCCAAAGAGUCAGAAUAAUGUCUCGCUUCAUCAUCAACAACAGUAUCUUCAACUUCAGCAAGAACACGAACAUCUGCAUCAUUCAACAAACCAGCGACAAUUACAGCAGCAACAAUACCAACAGGAACAGUCCCAACAUCAAAAUCAACAACAUCAUCAACAACAACAACAACACCAUCAUCAUCAACAACAUCGUCAACAACACCAUCAACAACUUCACGACCCGCAGUUUCGUCAGCUUUCCUCUCAGGGCGUCCAAAAUCUGUCCAUGACCGGCUUUAUAAUGAGUACCCCAUGA
Molecule: messenger RNA, 1872 nt
Organism: Clavispora lusitaniae ATCC 42720
Lineage: Eukaryota; Fungi; Ascomycota; Pichiomycetes; Serinales; Metschnikowiaceae
Source: RefSeq, a predicted model, not a curated record